Molecule: messenger RNA, 1465 nt
Organism: Gavia stellata (red-throated loon)
Lineage: Eukaryota; Metazoa; Chordata; Aves; Gaviiformes; Gaviidae
Gene: TPM4
Product: tropomyosin 4
Exons: 9
Coding region: 188-1042 (284 amino acids)
Biological process (GO): actin filament organization; muscle contraction
Cellular component (GO): actin filament
Molecular function (GO): actin filament binding
Source: RefSeq, a predicted model, not a curated record
GGCCAAUAGAUCUGGGUUUUGUCCAGGGGUCUCUGGGUUUAAAGCUCCCUACAACCACUUGAGCUCAUUUUCCCUGUGACUUGGCCGGGUACAACUUCUUUCUCUGCCCAAGCUGUUAAAAAUCUUAAACUUUACCCUUCGGAAUUCUUUCAGUUGUGCGACAGAUACAACCUAUCCCUUAGCAAAAAUGGAAGCUAUCAAGAAAAAGAUGCAGAUGUUGAAGUUAGACAAGGAGAAUGCCAUUGACAGAGCAGAGCAGGCUGAAACGGAUAAGAAGGCAGCCGAGGACAAAUGCAAACAGGUAGAGGAUGAGCUGGUAGCUCUGCAGAAAAAGUUGAAAGGAACUGAAGAUGAGCUGGAUAAGUACUCGGAGGCUCUCAAAGAUGCCCAGGAGAAACUAGAGCAGGCUGAAAAGAAGGCCACUGAUGCUGAAGGUGAGGUGGCAGCGCUGAACAGACGUAUCCAGCUCGUGGAAGAGGAGCUGGAUCGUGCCCAGGAACGGCUGGCCACAGCCCUGCAGAAACUGGAGGAGGCUGAGAAAGCGGCGGAUGAGAGCGAGAGAGGAAUGAAGGUUAUUGAGAACAGAGCGAUGAAAGAUGAAGAGAAAAUGGAAAUUCAGGAAAUGCAGCUGAAGGAGGCUAAGCAUAUUGCUGAAGAAGCCGACCGCAAAUACGAAGAGGUUGCCCGUAAACUGGUUAUUUUGGAGGGUGAACUGGAAAGAGCUGAAGAGCGCGCAGAGGUGUCCGAAGUUAAAUGUAGUGACCUUGAAGAGGAGUUAAAGAAUGUCACUAACAACCUGAAGUCUUUGGAAGCUCAAUCUGAAAAGUACUCGGAAAAAGAAGAUAAAUAUGAAGAAGAAAUCAAGAUUCUCUCUGACAAGCUUAAAGAAGCUGAAACUCGUGCUGAAUUUGCGGAGAGAACAGUUGCCAAACUGGAAAAGUCUAUUGAUGACCUGGAAGAAAAACUUGCUCAAGCAAAAGAAGAGAACUUGGGGUUGCACCAGACACUGGACCAGACGCUAAACGAACUGAACUGUAUAUGAGACUGCGGAGAGCUCUCGGCGGCCAACAGAAACCCAAACCUCUGCCUGCAUUUACCGUAUCGUUCCUCUCUCUCUCUGUAUCCUGGGAAAAACGAUUAAGUUAUGAACAGCGCCCGCCUGCGUAAGGCUCUGGGCGCGGCUCGAGGGCAGUCUCACACCUCUCACCCCUCCGGCCCACUCCUCCCGCAGGCGGCGGCUGCCGACGCUCCUGCAGCGCGCGGGAGAGCGCGAGCCGCGCCCGGGGCCGCGUGACCCCCCUCGGUUUUCGUGUCCGCAGGUUAUCGAUCGCGCGGCUGUAGCUUUUCCUCGCGGUUGGUUGGUCGGUUUUAGAUGAGCCCCGGCAGAAGCUGUACCCGCGCAGGAGCGCCGCCCGCCGCGGUGCGCCUGUUACUGACGUUUCAUAUUAAACGAUUUCUCACAGUA